UGAUUAUAGGUCUGCUCAAUCAGGGUUGACCUGACACGAAGCAACAUAUCACCGCCACAAUAACAACAGCCGUACUGCUACUACUAUUACCACCACCACCACCACCGCCGCCGCCGCCACCGCCACACCUUCGCGCACCGACUUCUCUUCUUGAGUGAUCGCUGUCAAUUCACCAUCGUGUAAAUCUGUUUUAGUUUCAUUCCAGCAAGAUGGCCAGUCGUGAUAUGAGCACGAUCUGUUUGUUUGACAUCGACGGUACCCUGACGUUACCCCGGCAGGUAAUCAGUGGUGAAAUGAAAGAAUCUUUAAAGGCCUUACAGCAGAAAGUGGCCGUUGGUUUAGUGGGAGGCUCUGACAAAGCAAAGAUUGUGGAGCAGAUGGGAAGUAAUUCUGAUGUUAUCAAAGAAUUUGAUUAUUUCUUCUCGGAGAAUGGUGUGAUUGCUUACAAGAAUGGUGAUUUAAUUGGUGAAGAGAGUAUUCAGAAACAUUUCGGUGAAGACAAACUGCAAGAUGUCAUCAAUUUUGGUCUCCAUUAUAUGUCAACCAUAAGACUUCCAUGCAAACGGGGUACGUUUAUUGAAUUCCGCAAGAGUAUGAUGAAUUUUUGUCCUAUUGGACGCAGUUGUUCCCAGGCAGAGCGUGAUGCUUUCAGUAAAUAUGACCAGGAACAUCAAGUCCGGAAGAAAUUCGUCGAUGCCUUGUAUGAAAAGUUCCCAGACUUAGGUUUAAAUUAUGUAAUUGGUGGUCAGAUCAGUAUUGAUGUCAUACCCGAGGGCUGGAAUAAAAGUUACUGCCUGAAAUUUAUUAAAAGAGAUGGCUUCAAGACAAUACAUUUUUUUGGAGACAAGACACAACCAGGUGGCAACGACCAUGAGAUAUACGAAGAUAAACGCACUAUUGGUCACGUGGUGAAGAAUCCUGCUGAUACCAUACAACAACUCCAGGAACUAUUUUUGGGAUGAAAAUUAUCAACAUAUUUUUAUUUGAAUUAUAUUUUUUUAUUUCAAUUAUUAGUGGGCGUGUAAAAACAAAAUACAAAGUUCUGGAAAAAUGUAAUUAAAAUAAAAAAAACAAACAAAUACAACAAACAAAUGAAGGAAUAUCUACUUCAGUGAGGGUCACCAAAGGAUUUGGUUUCGUUUGGUACAACUCAUCACUGCUUGGGUUGGAAUCUGUUUACAUGAUUGAUGGUUUAUCUCUGGAUUUUGGUUUAUAUUCUCGGUUGGAAUGACUGUCAGUAAUUUGUGUUUUGGUUCAUCUGUGAUAACAGCGGAGGUGAUUAUAAGACCAACAUUCCAUCGAAUAUAAACAGUAACGCUAUUACUUCCAACUGAAUACCAACACAGGACGCUUAUAUUAUAUGUUUCUGACAAAGAGCUCCGCUCGAAAUGUAAAGCCCUCCUUCUUCCCUUCCUUCCUGAGUGUCCAAUAAUACUAUAUUUGUUCCACGUC
Molecule: messenger RNA, 1452 nt
Organism: Octopus sinensis (East Asian common octopus)
Lineage: Eukaryota; Metazoa; Mollusca; Cephalopoda; Octopoda; Octopodidae
Product: phosphomannomutase
Exons: 7
Coding region: 210-962 (250 amino acids)
Biological process (GO): mannose metabolic process; protein N-linked glycosylation; GDP-mannose biosynthetic process
Cellular component (GO): cytosol
Molecular function (GO): phosphomannomutase activity
Source: RefSeq, a predicted model, not a curated record